Messenger RNA from Anopheles darlingi, 3256 nucleotides. Its product is annotated as nucleolar MIF4G domain-containing protein 1 homolog. The transcript is spliced from 3 exons. Gene Ontology annotation, cellular component: nucleolus. The record is from RefSeq and is a predicted model, not a curated record. Gene Ontology annotation, biological process: ribosomal small subunit biogenesis. Bases 74 to 3178 code for a protein of 1034 amino acids. Gene Ontology annotation, molecular function: protein binding; RNA binding. NCBI's taxonomy places the organism in Eukaryota, Metazoa, Arthropoda, Insecta, Diptera, Culicidae.
CUCGGCACGUGUUUUGAAAUGUCAACGUUCCUUUUGUUUGGUGGUGAAUUCGCGAUGACCCGAAACCGGUAGGAUGAAAAUUAGACCGCAGAAAAAUGUUCGACAAGGCUUGGUUGGUGGUCGGGGCCGUGGCCGCGGCCGGGUGAACCAGCCGAAAAGCCGCAAAGAGUUGCGCAAGGAAAAGCGGCAGCAGAAGAAAAUAAAUCGCUUCAACUAUCACAACCGCAGCCGGAAGGAACGGUAUGAGAAUGCAGCAGGAGGAGGCAAGAACGGAAGUAAGAAGGCUGGAGAGGACGCCGACUCGGAAGAUGAAGAGUUCCACGAUAACGACGUUGAUGAUGAAGAGAUCGAUUCGGAUCUGUGCUCUGGUGGGGAGGAUGAGAAAGAAGACCAGCAGCAGCAGGGACAGCAGCGCCCGAAGAGCGCCCUCUUAACCAACCAGCUGGAUGUGGAGCGGGAGAAGGAAAUGAUGGAGCUGCGUCAGUACGAAGAAAGCUUGAAGAAGAAACGUAUCGAUCAGCUAGAGGCGGCCAACGAGGAGGACGAUCGCAUUAUCAAGAAGUACGAAAAGCUGCUGCACAUCAAUCGACGCAAGAACAAGGAGGGUGUACCGAAGAGCUUCGACGAUGGGCUCGAUUAUGCGCUGGAACUGUGCACUGACGACAGUAUCCGCAAGAUGUACGAAGCGGCAAAGGAGGCCGCGGAACUGGAAGAGAACUCGUCCGAUGAGUUUGUGGAAGAUUUGCAGCAGGCCGUAGGUGCUGGAAGUGGUGUUGCUGCGGCAACGAAUGGCAAAUCGGUGCCAUCUGGCGAGCAGAGUGGUGUGGCGGAGACGGAAACAAAGCUUUCGCAAAAGGAAAGGCGACGUGUGGAAAAUCUUCGGAGAAUCGAGGAAAAGCAUCUCGGACUAGAUGAGAUAGAUGAUUUGGGUGCUUACGAUUCGGAGUUGGAAAUCGAAAUGGACGAGGAACAAGACGGAGACAUGGAUUCGGAUUACUCAGAAAGCGAUGAACUGUAUUCGGGUACGGAUGAUGAAGGUAGCAGUGGGGCGGAAGAGGACCAGGACAAUCAGCGGAAGAGAAAGGUAAAGUUUGCUGUGGACAGUAAACCGGCAAAGAAUGGCAAGAAACGGAAAACAUCCUCGUACGAAUCCGACGAGGAUGAAACCAGCGAACAGGACGAAGAAGCGGAUGAGCAACAAAAACCGAAGAAAGGCGAAAAGGAAAACAGUGUCGGUCGUUUCGUUUUAUUGAACCCUACCAAAAAGAAAGUCAAAAAGGCGACGGAAGCUAAGAAAGCUAAGAAAUCUAAAAAAUCCACCGAAAGCGACGAGUACACCGAUUCUGAUGAUGACGCUGAGGAUGAAGAUGAUGGAUUGGAUGAUCUGCUCGAUGGACUGGAUUCGGAAGGUUCACUUUCGGAGGAUGGAGGAUCCGAUUCCGAUGGUGAUGGAAAGGCCACCAACGGCGAUGGUACCUGGGAGGACAUUUAUGGACGCAAACGAGAUAAGUCGGGAAAUGUUAUCAAAGAGGAAACCGCUGGUGCACCCGGCACCGGUGGUGGAAAAUAUGUUCCCCCUCAUUUGCGGGCCAAGCAGGAAGCACAAAGCUCGGCGUUGGAAGAUCCGAAGAGGCAGGAGAAACUACUCCGCCUAAAGCGCCAACUUAAGGGUCAGGUGAACCGGUUGGCCGAAUCGAACGUCCAUCGCAUAUCGAUUGAACUGGACAAUCUAUACAUGCAGAACGCACGGUUCGAUAUGAACAGCACGCUGACGAGCUUACUGCUCGAGGUACUGGUCGCACCUACCCUCAUCCCCGAACGAAUGGUGCUGGAGCAUAUGCUACUCGUUGCCAUACUGCAUGCUAACGUCGGCAGUGAGGUUGGUUCACACUUUCUCGAGACGGUUGUGGAACGUUUUCUCGCUCUCCUCCAAACGAUCGCCACGGAGGAGAACGAAGCGAAGCAGUUGGAUAACUGCGUGCAGAUUCUGUGCCAUCUGUACACGUUCGACAUUGUCAAGGGUAAGCUGGUGUACGAGAUGUUACAGAAACUGCUGGAGUGCUUCAAUGAGAAGGCAGUCGAAUGCAUUCUGCUGGUGCUGCGUACGAUAGGUUUCAUCCUGCGUAAGGAUGAUCCGCUUGCGCUGAAGGAUUUGAUCGUGACCAUACAGAAAAAGGCUGCGAAUGCACCAGAGGAGUUGAGGAAAGACACUCGCGUUAAGUUCAUGCUCGAGACGUUACUCGCGGUGAAGAACAACAACAUGCACAAGAUACCGGCGUACGAUCCGACGUUGGUCGAGCAUUUCCGGAAACUACUGAAGGGCAUGAUCACAAACGGAAAGUACGUAUCGACAAUGAACAUUGGACUGGACGACAUUGUCAACAUACCGGAGCGGGGUAAAUGGUGGCUCGUUGGCUCUGCCUGGCACGGUGCACCAAGCGCCAUCGCUGGGAAGACCCCCGACGCUGCCGGUCGCGAUGCGAGUGGUGGACAGUUCAGUGAGCAGCUGCUGGAACUGGCACGCCAGCAGCGCAUGAACACGGACGAUCGUCGGAAUGUGUUCUGUAUCGUGAUGAGCGCCGAAGAUUAUCUCGAUGCGUUCGAGAAGUUAUUGCGGCUCGCGAUCAAGGAUCUCCGGAUCGUAGUGUCCGUGAUAAUGCACUGCAGUCUUGCGGAGAAAGAGUACAACCCGUACUACAGUGUGCUUUCGCAAAAGUUUUGCGAAUACGAUCGUCGCUACCAGCUGGCGAUACAGUUUGCCCUGUGGGAUCGGUUGAAGGAAGUGCAUUCGCUGAAACCGCAGCAACUACGCAAUCUAGCACGCUUCAUUACACAUUUGAUCGGGGAGGGCGGACUGCCGCUCUCCUGUCUGAAGGUGGUCGAUUUUGCCGAUCUCGAUAAGGUGAGCCUGCGGUUGAUGCGCCAGGUGAUGCUGGGUCUACUGUUACCGGUGGAAGAGAACAAGUGUCUGCAGGUGUUCAGCCGCAUUACGGCGAGCUACAAACUGAAGGCGUUUAAGGAUAGUCUGCGUCUGUUUAUGCACCAUUUCCUUGCUCGCGGCAGCGCCUCCCAUAAGCAGUUGCCCGAGGAUCAGGUGCAGUUGCUGCAGCAGCGUAUCAAGCAGGCCGAUCAGCUGUUAGCAACCGAGGAUUCGCGAAUUCAGUUCGACGAUGAAUGAGACGUGGUGUGACGGCCUUUGUUAAAAUAAUAUAGAAAUUUAAUAAAUUGCACUGCAACAAUACAGGUUGUGCACACU